AGAUUUUUCCUAGGUAACGUGUUUAAUGAAUUGUCUGAUUUGUCUUAUUGUCUUUCAAGCACAAUUAUGAAGAUGAACUCUGUUUUGAUUUUGAUUUUAAUCCUCUUAGUUUCUGUUGGUGUUCAAUCCGUCGAUAUUUACAAAAUGGAGGAGAGGACAUUUACCCUAAAAUUCCUUCAUCUUUUUAGUGUCAUAUUGCUGGUAUCAAUCGUUCGUCAUGUUUUUGUUGCGUACGAAAUACCCAUCCCCCACGGAGUCUUCAUCUUUGUCCUAGGUAUUUGUUGGGGUAUCGGAAUGAAAUUUUCUUAUUGGAUGUAUAACAUGGGAUGCGCAUUUUAUUUUGUCGUACCACUUUUUAAGGAUGUGUACCUCCCGGUCUUACUUUUUACCACAGCUUUCUGUCUGGAUGUGCAUUCGUUCGUUAGGUCACUGUCGCAAGUGUUAAUUAUUUCAUUUCCAGUUUCUCUUUUCAGUGCUCUUAUGUGUGGCUUGGUCUCACAGAUGGUCAUAGACCCAAAAAACUGGAAAUACACCGAUGGGAUCUUCCUUGGUUUUGUGAACAGUGCGAUUUACCCUUUGGACAUGUUGCGCUAUCUUCAAGAAAACACCAUCCAGAACAAGUACGUCACAUCGAUGCUUCAAGGCGAGACGCUUUUUUCGACGGUUCUUCCGUGGUAUAUUUACCAGCUGACGUGGUUGCACAUGUUUGGUUUGGUAGUGUACUGGUACCAGUUUGUCAUGGGGUUUGUGCGGUUGAUAAUUGGCGGUCUUUUCCUAGGUUACCUCUUAGGCUCCAUCUGUGUCUUCUUGAUGAAAUUCUCAUACAACGACCCUUCGAAUCUGAUGGUUCUUACCUUUGCCGCUUGCUUUACCAAUUAUUACAUCGGGGAGUACGUUCUGGCCAAUGCGGGAGCACUCACCCUUGUAAUAUCAUCUGUAAUGAUCGCCCACGAGCGCCAGUCUCUUACAAAAGAAGUAGAAGAAUCGGUUGUGAAUCUUUGGAAAAUGAUUUGUUCCUUAAUGACGAAUGUCAUAAUUUUUUUAACGGCCAGCGUUCUCCCUGAUAUAGUCGGAACCACUUUUAAUUACAAAGACUACAUAUUCGUUUUAGUCACCUAUUUGAUGUGGAACAUUACUCGCUUUAUCUCGUUCUUUCUGUUUUCGCCAAUUCUGAGUAGGAUCGGUUACGGAAUGACUUUUACAAAUAUGAUCAUUUAUGUUUGGGCUGGUAUGAAAAAUCCAGUUUGUUUUUCCUAUUCCGCUAUAGCAUCCAAAAUAACACAAAGCCAUGCAAUUUUACUCCAUACGGUCGGCGUCUAUCUUUUAAUGCUUUUGAUCAAUGGAAGUUUCACAAUGUGUAUGCUUCGAGUCCUGGGACUUGCAGAAAUUUCAACAUCCCGAAGACUGAAUAUGAACAAUUGUAUGAAAUAUCUGUAUGAAGCCAGAAGUCGCACUGUCGCCAUAUUGAAGAUGGACAGGUUCCUGUCUGAUGCCAACUGGCCCUUGGUCCUAAGCACUACAACACUGAAACAUCCAUAUAAGAAGUCCAAAUCUGCAAAAAAUGAAGACGAAGAUGAGAAUGAUGAGGCUUUCACCCUUGGAUACAAGUAUACCUUUUGUCCUGAUUGCGAAAAAGACAUACCAAAUGAACCCACUCCCAAAGAAAUGAAAGAGAUGCUCAAAGAAGCAAAACUUCGAAUCCUCAAAUUAAAGAAAACUAUUUAUGCGAGACAAUUUGAAAGCGGAAUGAUAUCCAAAGAAGGGCUCAGGAUCUUGCACCAAGCUGUCGAAAUUGCAAUGGACAGUGAAGAGCUCACCAUCGAACUUGAUGGUCUUUACAAACUGUUCACAAAAGAGAGAUGUUUCUAUAGGUUUUUACGAAACCGGGUUCAGGCUGUCCUGAAAUCGAAAAAUCUAAACUACAAAGUGCCACGGGUUAAGUGGAAGUUGUGGUGUUACCACUUAAUCAAAAAGACCGUUUUCAAAUCCCUGAUAUAUAUUGUCAUAGCACUCAAUAUUGGAUUACUUAUCACAACUUUCACACUGAAGCCAAACACACUCCUGAUGAAUUACACUAAACUUGGCUUAACUAUUUUAUUUUUUAAUUUCUACCUUCUCGUAUUCGCAACAAAACUGUGUGCAUAUUAUUGGUCACAUAAGAUAACACUUGCAUUGUCGACUUACUUUGGGUUUCAUGAAAAUGUGGUUGAGCAUGUAAUUUUGUGUUUCUCAUUAACCACACUAUUAUGCUACGCUUUCAAACCCUUGUACCAUUUUACAGUAGUUUGUACCUAUUUGGAAGCACUUCUCCUAUUUAGUCUUUUUUGCCGUUUGUUGGAAUUGUUGAAAUUUCUGCGCGUUAUUAAAGCCUUCAAAGCCCUGCCUGAUACGAUAAUUAAAGUUUUGGAUAGUAAAGUCGAUACUCACAGAGCAAUGGCCUUUGAACUGGCCAAAAACUAUGUCAUUGCCGAAGAAGAGAUUUUGGAAAUUAUUCAUCAAAUAAUCGACAAUGUUAAAAUACGAGCAAUCAUAAAAGACAAAAUCCAAGAAGAUCGCCUGGCGAUUGUUAAAAGAAUAGGUCUGUUUGUUAAACAUGGAGGGUGGCUUCUGCCCACCAUCAAGACAACAACCGCUUUACGCGCUGUUCUAAACAGCAUGAAAGACGACUUACAUGAACUAAAAAUCUCAGGAUGGGUGGAUGAGGUCGAAUACAGCAAACUUUUUAAAUCUCUGGGUGAAAGAACUACGUACGUUAACAGCAUAAAAAGCAUCCCGCCAACGUUGCCCAGGAAGAUAUUUGAAGAAGUACCAUACAUUGGUGACGACAGCGAAUUAAUUAAUUUUCUGUACAGUAACAUUGCUACUAAAAAAUUUGAUCCCGGGGAUGUUAUCAUCACUGAAAACGAUAUCGCUGAAGGCAUCUACAUUGUCGUGACAGGAAUGUUCUUAGUAAGCUACACGCCAAACGAAAAUGUUACUGCAAAUUUAAAGAUAGCAGGUCUGCUACCGGGAGUUGACGCAAUAUCGUCCCUCCACUACGAGGAGCCUUUAGUAGAGUACAUAAUCCCAGGGAACACGAUGGGGGAGCUGUCCACAAUUUCGGAACGACCAUAUCAUGGCAUCGUCACUGCUGAGACCCACAGUCAAGUCUAUGUCCUCAACCAGGAUGUUGUAAAAAAAGCCCUUCAGAUGGACACAGAUCCCGUCACAGGCCUAACUUGUCGAAUUUGGAAGUACAUCAGUUUUCGUAAAGCAAUUACGAUUAUGCUGAACGUCCCAUCUUACCGUUCUUACACUUUGGAAAAUAUUAAAUAUAUUCUCGAACGGUCAUUCGUCCCGGACUUAUCAAAUUUUAAAAUUUUUGCCGUGAAUGAAAUGAUGAGCGACAUUAUACUAAUUGAAGGUACUGUUGUCGAUUUUAAUACUCGGGAUGUGUAUACUGCACCUUGCUACAUACCUAGGGCGGUACAAAAACUGGUAAUGCCCAAAAGCAGUCUUAUUAAUGUUGAGAUAGCAGUUGAGACUAAAUUGCUAGUUAUUCCGGCUAAGGACUAUGAUGGGUACGACAUAAUGCUAACAGAAGAAGACACUUGUGAAUUGGUCAGUGAUAAUGCAAGUAAAUGUCUUCGCCACCUUAUAAAACAUAAAUCUAGAAUCGGGGCAAGGGCUAGCAAGUAUCAGUCAUUUAUGGAUUCUAGUUCAAGGGUUCUUAAAAGAAGGCUACAAAGUGUUGCUUCCCAAAAAAUUUCAUUUGCAAGCACACAAGAAUAUAGUGUAUCGUUUGAAUCACCACAUGUCUGAUCGCAUUAAAGUAAAUAAUGUGUUACUUUAAAAAUGUUAUUGUUCUAAAUAAAAAAACAUC
This is a messenger RNA of Tribolium castaneum (red flour beetle), 3862 nucleotides long. RefSeq names its product solute carrier family 9 member C1-like. Gene Ontology annotation, cellular component: plasma membrane. The transcript has 11 exons. Lineage: Eukaryota; Metazoa; Arthropoda; Insecta; Coleoptera; Tenebrionidae. Gene Ontology annotation, molecular function: sodium:proton antiporter activity; potassium:proton antiporter activity. The record is from RefSeq and is a predicted model, not a curated record. Gene Ontology annotation, biological process: regulation of intracellular pH; potassium ion transmembrane transport; proton transmembrane transport. The coding region runs from base 67 to 3801 and encodes 1244 amino acids.